Messenger RNA from Ustilago hordei, 852 nucleotides. RefSeq names its product putative RKI1 - D-ribose-5-phosphate ketol-isomerase. The transcript has a single exon. NCBI's taxonomy places the organism in Eukaryota, Fungi, Basidiomycota, Ustilaginomycetes, Ustilaginales, Ustilaginaceae. The record is from RefSeq and is a predicted model, not a curated record. Gene Ontology annotation, molecular function: ribose-5-phosphate isomerase activity. Gene Ontology annotation, cellular component: intracellular membrane-bounded organelle. Bases 1 to 852 code for a protein of 283 amino acids. Gene Ontology annotation, biological process: D-ribose metabolic process; pentose-phosphate shunt, non-oxidative branch.
AUGGCUUCCUCCAACGCGACAAGCGCCGCUCAUGCUGCCAACUCCAACGCUUCCGCGAACAAGAGCGCCGAGCUCCCACAUUUGAUCGGUGUCGAGGCUGCCAAGCGUGCUGCUGCUUACGCUGCCGUCGACAACCACGUCAAGCCUCAACACGAGAUCAUCGGUAUUGGUUCAGGCUCGACAGUACCCUAUGUCGUCGAGCGAAUUGCACAACAGGGUCCUGCUGUCAAUGCAAAGCGAUGGUUCGUUCCCACCGGCUUUCAGUCUCGAGAGCUCAUCAUCGACGCUGGUCUUCGUCUCGGCGAUGUCGACAGCUUCCCAAGCAUCGAUGUCACCAUCGACGGUGCUGACGAGGUCGACAACGCUUUGAACUGUAUCAAGGGCGGUGGCGCUUGCCAUCUUCGGGAAAAGGUUCUCGCAGAAGCUGCCAACCAAUUCGUCGUCGUCGCCGACUACCGCAAGAACGGAUCGCAGCUCGGCACAAAAUGGUUGCAAGGCAUUCCUAUCGAAGUCGCUCCUUUCGCCUACGCAAAGGUCCUUCAGAACCUCAAAAAGAUGGGUGCCCACAAGCCUGUCCUCCGAAUGGGCAAGGCCAAGGCUGGUCCUGUCGUCACCGACAAUGGAAACUUCUGCAUCGACGCUCCUUUCCCAGAGUCUCAGAUGAAGGACCCCUCCGAUCUCCUCCAAAGGAUCAAGCUCCUCACCGGUGUGCUCGAAGUCGGUCUCUUCUGCAACAUUUGUAGGUCGGCGUACUUUGGUAACGAAGACGGCACCAUCACCAUUAAAACUGCCGACGGCAAGGUCCAAGAAGGCGUCCACUUUGAUGUUUCAAAGCCUGCCGCUACAGCAUGA